Messenger RNA from Salvia miltiorrhiza (redroot sage), 940 nucleotides. Its product is annotated as ADP-ribosylation factor GTPase-activating protein AGD12-like. Gene Ontology annotation, molecular function: phospholipid binding; GTPase activator activity. The transcript is spliced from 5 exons. NCBI's taxonomy places the organism in Eukaryota, Viridiplantae, Streptophyta, Magnoliopsida, Lamiales, Lamiaceae. The record is from RefSeq and is a predicted model, not a curated record. The coding region runs from base 1 to 924 and encodes 307 amino acids.
AUGGCUGAUGGCCGGAGGUUCAAGUUGUUUGGAAACAUCAUGUCUCAGAGAGUCUUGUUGGCGUUGUCAUUCUGCCCUUCCGAAUUUUCUACCAUCUCUCUCUCCGCUUCUAACUGUCUCUCUCUUGCCUGUGCCUCUUGUUCUGCCCUGCGUCUAGCAUCGUUGUUCUGUCGAACAAGUCGCUCGAUCUCCUCGUGGAACAAAAGAUCUUCGUUACCUGCACUCCUGCUAAGUUUCCUAUCCCAUCCACUGCAGCUAAAAAUCAGCAGCUGCAGUAUUACUGAUUUCUAUUCUUUAUGUGAUCUUUGUAGGUCUAAAUACGAGCAGCAAGCAUUUUUGAAGCCUAGCCUGCGUAUUCAAUCAGGUUCUGCAAAACAGUCUUUACAAGCAAGUUUAUCCCGAAAGAUUGUUAACAGCCUACGAAGUUCGAAUUCAUCAGAAAACUCAGAAUAUAUAGGAACAAUGAAGGUUAAAGUACUUAAAGGCUCCAACUUAGCUGUUCGGGAUAUGCUAUCAAGCGAUCCAUAUAUUGUGUUGACUCUCGGGCAGCAGAAAGUGCAAACGAGCGUGGUGAAUAGCUAUUUGAAUCCGGUAUGGAAUGAGGAGCUUACGCUUUCUAUUCCACACGAUUACAGCCAAGUAAAACUGCAAGUUUAUGAUCACGAUACGUUCUCUGCUGAUGACAUAAUGGGAGAGGCGGACAUAGACAUUCAGCCGAUGAUAACCUCAGCAUUGGCAUAUGGAGACGCUAGAAAGUUUGCGGACAUGCAGAUCGGGAAGUGGCUGAAAUCAUACGACAACGCACUCAUAGAGGAUAGCCCUGUCAACAUUGUUGCUGGGAAGGUGAGGCAGGAUCUGUGGCUCAGGCUCCAAAAUGUAGAAUCUGGUGAAGUAGAACUUGAACUAGAGUGGGUUCUUCUUUGAACUUUCUUCAUUUGUA